AUGACCAUGACCGAUUUGCCGGAUCUGGACAGCGGUGAUGGCAUCAAGCUGCUGGACCUCGACGAACCUGAUAGGGAGAAGCUGGCAGACUUUUCUUCUGAUGAUGAGUCGGAGAUGUUCUUUGAGCCGAUGAAGCCAGAUGGAGAAGAGCUGGCGCAGUCGGAGGCCGAGAACAUUGUCUUGAUGAUUGACGAAGGCAACCCAGACUCAGCAUCUUCCUGUUGGAGGCCGGGAAAGGAACUAGGCAAACAGCUCGGUCGUGGGCAGGGUGCUGGCAACUUUCAGACGCAGACACAGAUGAUACUGUGUAACGUGUUUUUCGCAUUGCGAAGGCUUCCUCGAGCCUUGCUGCAAGAGAUCAGUCGAGGUUGCAGACCCACUUCUUUCAAGAAGGCCAAAAGCUUGGCAGCAGACGUGGCUGGCCAACUCACCCGAGUCGCUGGCAACUCAAUCCGUGGAGUCGUGUCGAAGCUUCGGAGGGCAGGUUGGCAGAUCAAGGAGUCGGAGCCCGUGUGCAAUACAGAAGAGGCUGCCAAAGCAUCAAUCUGUCAUUCACAAAGUGAGUCGGUCAGUAUGCAGCUCUUGGUGACAGAGGUGUUGGCCAAUGCGGCGGAGAGCAACUCGGACGAGAGCCUUCUCCGUCGCCUUUGUCGUCUGCAAGACCAUGGGUUUGGCGUUGGGGAGAAGUUGCAUUCGACACAGUUCUUCCAGCUCGUUGAGCACCUGGCUGCAGCUUACGUGAAAGAAGUCGACGCAGGUGAUCUCUCGGCCCGGCAUCAAGUCGCACUUUUCCUUGAUAUUCGACAUCGUAUCGCUUGGGAGGAGCUUCUGGGUGCACCGUCAGUUGGUGGCAACCACACUGGAGAGCAGGUUGCAGCUCAGGCUUUAUUAGCGCUGGAGUCGCACCCAAGCAUGCUGAAUCGACAGACUGCCGCACGUCGCCUGGCAGCCAUAGGAGGCGACGGAGCAAUGGUGGCUGGAGGGGAUCAGGCACGUCACAAGUCGACAAAGGCUGCAAAGCAUUUGUGGAGUUUGAUCCGCGGUUCGGACCCGGAGUCCUUUCUGGAAUGG
This is a messenger RNA of Symbiodinium sp. CCMP2592, 1071 nucleotides long. NCBI's taxonomy places the organism in Eukaryota, Dinophyceae, Suessiales, Symbiodiniaceae. The record is from the annotation of a GenBank genome assembly.